Molecule: messenger RNA, 991 nt
Organism: Ictidomys tridecemlineatus (thirteen-lined ground squirrel)
Lineage: Eukaryota; Metazoa; Chordata; Mammalia; Rodentia; Sciuridae
Gene: Gamt
Product: guanidinoacetate N-methyltransferase
Biological process (GO): creatine biosynthetic process
Cellular component (GO): cytoplasm; nucleus
Molecular function (GO): guanidinoacetate N-methyltransferase activity
Source: RefSeq, a predicted model, not a curated record
UGCCCGGCGGGCGCGCCCUGGCCUGGGAGGCCCUGCCGCCUGCGGUCCCGCCGCCCGCCUCGCACUGAGCCGAGUCCGCACGGCUGCAGCAUGAGCCGCCCCGCAGACAGCCCGAUUUUUACGCCCGGAGAAGACUGCGGCGCUGCGUGGCGCGCGGCGCCGGCGGCCUACGACCCGGCGGACACGCACCUGCGCAUCCUGGGCAAGCCGGUGAUGGAGCGCUGGGAGACCCCGUACAUGCACGCGCUGGCGGCCGCCGCCACCUCCAGAGGAGGCCGGGUCCUGGAGGUGGGCUUCGGCAUGGCCAUCGCGGCCUCAAAGGUGCAGGAGGCUCCCAUCGAUGAGCACUGGAUCAUCGAGUGCAAUGAUGGCGUCUUCCAGCGACUCCAGGACUGGGCCCCGCGGCAGCCACACAAGGUUGUCCCCUUGAAAGGCCUGUGGGAAGAGGUGGCGCCCACACUGCCAGACAGUCACUUUGACGGGAUCCUGUAUGACACGUACCCGCUGUCAGAGGAGACUUGGCACACGCACCAGUUCACCUUCAUCAGGGACCACGCCUUCCGCCUGCUGAAGCCUGGAGGAGUGCUCACCUACUGCAACCUCACCUCCUGGGGGGAGCUGAUGAAGGCCCAGUACUCAGACAUCACCACCAUGUUCCAGGAGACACAGGUGCCUGCGCUGCAGGAGGCGGGCUUCUGCAGGGAGGACAUCCGCACGGAGGUGAUGGCUCUGGUCCCGCCAGCCGACUGCCGCUACUACACCUUCCCGCAGAUGAUCAUACCCCUGGUCACCAAGCACUGAGCCACCUGCCUCCAGAUCUGCACACACUCAGUGCCUUUGUGGGCCACGGCCCACCUACUAGGCCUCUGUGCCCCACCUGGUGCCUCUGCUGGGCCUGAUCCAGCAGUGGUCACAGCUUUUCUGAUACUUUCAGGUAACCUGCUGGGCUGAGAGUGAAAUAAAGGCGGCCACUGGGCCUGGCCAGUGGGCA